UGGACCCGCACUGCCUUCCCUCUUCCCAUCUCUUUACCACCGGAAAGCAUCAACAACAUAACCGGGACACCCACGGUUAUCGGUAAACGCGGGAAACUCGUCUCCUUGCCCGCCGUCUCUACUUCUAUACAGAACACCACGUCCACAAGAAAUUCGACGACCCUUCUCGCUCUUCUUCCCGAUAACGCGGUAAACUCCACGGGUCUGUCGAUUCUUGCAAGCACGGCAGAAGGGCAUUUCAGGGAUUGGAAAGUGGUGUGGGAGGUGGAGAGUGGGUGCGAGGCGGAGGUGUUGUUUGAU
Molecule: messenger RNA, 300 nt
Organism: Stereum hirsutum FP-91666 SS1
Lineage: Eukaryota; Fungi; Basidiomycota; Agaricomycetes; Russulales; Stereaceae
Exons: 1
Source: RefSeq, a predicted model, not a curated record